Hirsutella rhossiliensis is the source of this 2142-nucleotide messenger RNA. RefSeq names its product PIF1-like helicase domain-containing protein. Gene Ontology annotation, biological process: DNA repair; telomere maintenance. Lineage: Eukaryota; Fungi; Ascomycota; Sordariomycetes; Hypocreales; Ophiocordycipitaceae. Gene Ontology annotation, molecular function: DNA helicase activity. The record is from RefSeq and is a predicted model, not a curated record. The transcript is spliced from 12 exons. The coding region runs from base 1 to 2142 and encodes 713 amino acids.
AUGCGGCGGAAAAUCCAGUCGCUCAUCGUCGGAUAUGGCGUGCCGGCCAUCUGGUUCACCAUCAACCCGAACGACAUUACGAACCCGGUGAAGCUGCGACUGGCGGCAUACCGCACACGCGAUCCCGACGCGGCCGAGGAGUUCUUAGAAGGCCUUGGGGAUGCGUAUAAGCGGGCACGGCUGGCGAUAUCGGAUCCCAUGAGCUCGGCCGUGUUCUUCCACCGCGAGAUGAAGCUGUUCUUCGAUCAUUACGUGAAGGUCGGUGAAGACUCGAUGCUUGCCGACAUCCACGGGGAGGAUCAGGCGGCGUAUCGCGAGCGAAUCGUCCGAUACAUCGAUAGCGUCUUCUCAGAGGAUCUGGACCAGGAAAGUUUUUGCGCCGUGCAAGCGGAGCGAUCUGUGACGGGCGGUAUUGGUUCCCUGCUGGACAACGCCGCGCAGUUCUCGGCCGCGUUUAUCGAGGAGGCCAACUUCUGUGCCGGCGCGACGCAGGAGGGCGGAAAGGGACCUCUGCCGGUUCAAGGCGCCAUGGAGCGCAAGACAAUGGCCCUCAUCUAUUAUGUCACGAACUACGCGACCAAGGUGGAGGACCCGGUGUGGAAGCGUGUGGCGGCCGCGGCCGAGCUCCUGGCCGCCUCAACAGGGAACAGGACGCGACAGUUCCUGAUGAGAGUGGCGAACCGCGUGUUCACGGAGCGUCCGCUAUCACAGGUCGAGGUCGUCGCUCACCUUCUCGGAUAUCCGGCCGAGUUCACCGACAGCAGCGCGUGGGCGUACCUGAACUGUUCUCUGCUGUACUGGGAAGUCUUUCGGCGAUGGCGGCAUCUCCGAGAAGCCAGUGGCGCUGCGGCUAUGGAUGACACCUUGGAUGAGUCGGUGCUCAGGCGGCCGGGCAAGCACGCUACCGUCUGCCUCGACGGCUACCUGAGCAAGGACUUCACCUACGAUGACGAGUCGUGCUACCGGAGGGCAGCCGUGCAGCAUCUUGCGCUGUUCGUGCCGUGGAGUCCUUCCUGGGCGAAGGAACAGCUGCUUCGACGAUCCGCCGAAGACGCAAAACGCGACGCCAAGCAAUGGGCAGCCUCGUCCGGCGAUGGCGACCCGACGGUCGCACACGUCGAGGAGGGUGGAGCAGGCGAGGCGGGCGCGGAGUCUGCAGCGACAUAUCAGCCCAACAGCAUCGGAGACGCAACGCGGCUCAUCGACGUCGUCCGAGGUGCAGUGGGAGCGAAUCAGGUGACGGCCAAGUCGCCGGAGCUCAUGGCAAUGAUACAGCAGCUCUGUCGGUUUCAGCAAUCGGCGCUGCGCUCGACGGCCGAGCUCGAGGCCACGGCGCUGAUCGAACGAGGAGAGGCGGUUAAGCAUGCCGGGGCGGGUAUUUUCCGGGGCCGCACUACCGCCGCAGGAUCAGGUCAAGGCUAUCAAGUCGCAGCAGUCCAUCGCUUUUCUGAUAAUAUGCCGCCAGCUCGAUUUGAUGCAGCAGACCGACGGGGCGAUGCCUGCCAGCUGCGCCAGUUCGUCGGUGGCGAGGGCGGUACCGGCAAGUCGCGAAUCAUCGAGGCACUCGUCGAGCUGUUCAGUAAAAGAGCCUUUCGAAUCGCGGAGCGGUUCAUCCACGGCCAGUCUCGAAUGGAUUGGCAGGAGAAGGAUAUGCUCGUCAUCGACGAGGUGAGCAUGCUCGGGGCGCGGACGCUGCACGCCGUGAACGAGCGGCUUCGCCGGCUUCGCGGAUCGCGGCAAGAUUUCGGGGGGAUCCCCAUCGUCCUCUUCUGCGGAGAUUUUCAGCAGUUCCGGCCGGUCCAAGAGAGGUCGAUCGUCCUGCCUAGCGCGGCCAUCUCGUGGGACGUAGACAACUCGUUCAAGGCCGAGCAGCGUCACCAGCACGACAAAGCGCACGCACUGUGGAAGAGGUUCACGACGGUCGUCAUGCUGGACGAGCAGAUGCGCGCCGCCGGCGACCCGGAGCUGCAGAGGCUGCUGAAGCGGAUCCGUCUAGGCGUGCAGGAUCGGACGGAUCUAAACCUCCUCAACUCAAGGAAUCGGUGGAACCUGAACAUGGAGGCGAGCCUGGCGUUCCGGGUCCAGCAGCGGUCGACGAUGCGCAUUUUCAUCUCCGAGCACAAGUGGAAGGGCGAAGGGUGA